Messenger RNA from Monoraphidium neglectum, 210 nucleotides. RefSeq lists its product as hypothetical. Lineage: Eukaryota; Viridiplantae; Chlorophyta; Chlorophyceae; Sphaeropleales; Selenastraceae. The record is from RefSeq and is a predicted model, not a curated record. The annotation marks the transcript as partial. The transcript has a single exon.
AGCGGCGCCCAGCCGGCCCGCGCGUUCGAAUACGCCCGGGCCUUCUCGUACGAGAACCAGCUCUUCGACGCCGUGCGCGCCGCGCACGCCGAGGGCUGCUGGGCGACGCCGCACGUGUUCCUGCCCACGGAGGCCUCCCUCGCGUCGGUCCACCGACGCGUCAUCCCCGCCAAUCCCUUGAACAAGCCGCGCGCCCGCGCCGCGCCGAGC